Molecule: messenger RNA, 1503 nt
Organism: Solanum verrucosum
Lineage: Eukaryota; Viridiplantae; Streptophyta; Magnoliopsida; Solanales; Solanaceae
Exons: 1
Coding region: 1-1473 (490 amino acids)
Source: RefSeq, a predicted model, not a curated record
AUGCAUUCCGCCGAAAGACUAGAUUCCGGCCACCUCCCGCCGCCACCUCCGCCACCGCCGCCGUCACCCGGACGGAAUCUUCCUUUCAUCGGAAAACUCAAACCCUUUUAUCUUCUAUCAAUCUUGGUACUCCUAUUAGCAAUUUCAUUCAGUAUUAGCAAAACAGAUCAGUUCAAGAAACUCUUUUUUCUCAGAUCAAAUUGGCUGAAUCCAACAGUUCAGAAACAAAUUUCAAGAAACCCCAUUUACACAGCCCCUUAUUGUGUUCUAUGGAUGGCUCCAUUUCUUUCAGGAGGUGGGUACAGCUCAGAAGCUUGGUCAUACAUUUUAGCUUUACAUAAUUACUCAAUGAAUAAAAAUCCAAUCUUUAAUUUGAAAAUUGAGCAACAUGGGGAUCUUGAAAAUCUUGAAUUUUGGGAGGGUUUACCUUUAGAUAUGAGAAAUUUGGCUGUUGAGCUUUACCAUAGAGAAUGUAAGUUGAAUGAGACUGUUGUUGUUUGUCAUAGUGAGCCUGGUGCUUGGUAUCCUCCACUUUUUGAUACACUUCCAUGUCCACCUAUUGGUUAUGGUCAUUUUAAGGCUGUAGUUGGAAGGACCAUGUUUGAGACUGAUAGAGUUAAUGAUGAACAUGUAAAAAGGUGUAAUCUUUUGGAUUUUGUUUGGGUUCCUACUGAUUUUCAUGUGAAAACUUUUACUGAAAGUGGGGUUGAUCCAUUGAAAAUUGUCAAGAUUGUUCAGCCUGUUGAUCUUAUUUUUUUUGAUCCAGUGAAGUAUGAGGCAUUGGAUUUAGAGUCAUUAGGGAAUUCAGUGAUGGGGUCAUUUUCAAAUGGAGAAAAGUUUGUGUUCUUGAGUAUUUUCAAGUGGGAAUAUAGGAAAGGAUGGGAUGUUUUGUUGAGGUCUUACUUGAAGGAGUUUUCGGGAGGUGAUGAUGUGGUUUUGUAUCUGUUAACGAAUCCGUAUCAUUCUGAUAGGGAUUUUGGUAACAAGAUUGUUGAAUAUGUGGAGAAAUCGGAUUUGGAAGAACCGAAAGAUGGUUGGGCUAGAGUAUAUGUAAUCGACGAACACAUAGCUCAGGUUGAUAUGCCUAGGCUAUACAAGGCUGCUAAUGCAUUUGUUUUGCCAUCUAGAGGUGAAGGUUGGGGUAGGCCUAUUGUGGAGGCAAUGGCAAUGACUUUGCCCGUGAUUGCUACAAAUUGGUCAGGACCAACUGAGUUCAUGACAGAAGAUAAUAGUUACCCAUUGCCUGUCGAUAGUAUGAGUGAAGUCACAGAAGGUCCAUUUAAGGGGCAUUUAUGGGCUGAACCUUCGGUUAAUAAGCUGCAAAUGCUAAUGAGGCAUGUAAUGAGAAAUCAUGAGGAAGCUAAGGCCAGAGGUAAGCAGGCAAGGGAUGAUAUGAUGAGUAGGUUUUCUCCUGAUGUUGUUGCUGGCAUAGUUAGUGAUCAUAUUGAACACAUUAUUGAUCAUACACAGUGAUUGUUAUGUUCUCUUUAGGAUCGAGAAGAG